Molecule: messenger RNA, 1480 nt
Organism: Choloepus didactylus (southern two-toed sloth)
Lineage: Eukaryota; Metazoa; Chordata; Mammalia; Pilosa; Megalonychidae
Gene: KRT28
Product: keratin 28
Exons: 8
Coding region: 16-1395 (459 amino acids)
Biological process (GO): hair follicle morphogenesis; intermediate filament organization
Molecular function (GO): structural molecule activity
Source: RefSeq, a predicted model, not a curated record
GUUUCUCAUACCAUCAUGCCUCUCCGAUUUUCUGGUGGAUCCAGGCAUAUUCUGUUACAACCUGGUACUGGAUCCAUCAGACUACCCAAAGCAGGCGCAGGUUUUGCAGGCAACAAUGCCUGUGGCAACUCUGCUGCUGGAAGUGGAUUUUCCUGUGCCUUGGGAGGGGCUUUGGGCAGUGCUCCCGGUGGUGCCUUUGGAAGUGCUGCUUGUGUUGGCUUCCCUAGAAACGAAGAGGGCCUUCUCUCUGGGAACGAAAAGCUGACCAUGCAGAAUUUAAAUGACCGCCUGGCAUCCUACCUGGAAAAUGUUCGAGCUUUGGAGGAGGCAAAUGCUGAGCUGGAGAGAAAAAUCAAGGGUUGGUAUGAAACAUAUGGUCCCGGAUCAUGUCGUGGACUUGAACAUGACUAUAGCAGAUAUCACCCAGCAAUGGAGGACCUUAAGAAUAAGAUUAUCUCUUCCACUGCUAUCAAUGCUAAUGUCAUUCUGCAGAUUGAUAAUGCCAGACUGGCUGCUGAUGAUUUCCAGCGAAAGUAUGAAAACGAGCUCAGCCUUCACCAAAACGUAGAGGCAGACAUCACCGGGCUACGGCGAGUUCUGGAUGAGCUGACGCUCUGCAAGACCGACCAGGAACUACAAUUUGAAUCCCUGAGUGAGGAGAUGACAUAUCUCAAGAAGAACCAUGAAGAGGAAAUGAAGGCUCUGCAGUGCGCUGCUGGAGGCAACGUGAACGUGGAGAUGAACGCGGCCCCCGGGGUGGACCUCACAGUUCUGCUGAACAACAUGCGAGCUGAAUACGAAGACCUGGCUGAGCAGAACCGAAGGGGUGCCGAGGCCUGGUUCCAGGAAAAGAGUGCCACCCUGCAGCAGCAGAUCUCCGAUGAGGCUGGCGCAGCCAUGACAGCCAGGAAUGAGCUGACAGAAAUGAAACGCACCCUGCAGACCCUGGAGAUUGAGCUGCAGUCCCUCCUGGCAAUGAAACACUCCCUGGAGUGCUCCUUGACGGAGACCGAAGGCAACUACUGUGAGCAGCUCGCACAGAUCCAGGCUCAGAUCGGGGCCCUGGAAGAGCAGCUGCACCAGGUCAGAACCGAGACCGAGGGCCAGAAACUUGAGUACGAGCAGCUGCUGGACAUCAAGGUCCACCUGGAGAAGGAGAUCAAGACCUACUGCCACCUGAUAGAUGGAGACAGAAACUCGUGUUCUAAAUCAAAGGGCUUUGGAUCAGGAAGCUCAGGGAACUCAUCUAAAGAAUUACCCAAAACCACACUGGUAAAGACUGUGGUUGAAGAGAUAGAUCAACGUGGUAAAGUUCUUUCAUCCAGGAUUCACUCCAUUGAAGAGAAGACAUCUAAAACAACCAAUGGCAAGACAGAACAAAGGAUUCCUUUCUAGAUGUCAAUUUAAAGACAAGAAUAUUUUGGAAAAGGAUCCUGCACAAUUGUAUUAUUCCAAGUAUCAGAGAGGAUAAAAACAUUUU